AUGGAGCUACCCAGUGAUAAUACAAAGAGAGGCGUCCAUAGUUACAAGUUGCCUAGCUCCAUGACAUUAAUCGUGAAAGGGCAAAUGGUGGAUUUUAACAAGAUUUGGAAAGAUUUUAGUACCAUUGAUUUGUCUUCCAAUAGUUUUUGUGGAAAGUUACCAAAUGCAAUUGGUGAUCUUACAUCACUUCAUCAUCUUAACUUCUCCCACAAUGCCCUCAAUGGAAGCAUCCCAAAAUCAUUUGGUCAACUGAAGAAUCUCGAAUCACUCGACCUCUCAGUGAACCAACUAGCAGGCCCAAUUCCGGAUGAGAUUGGAGGGCUCACAUUCCUUUCAAAAUUGAAUCUCUCGUACAAUAAGUUUGUUGGAGCGAUCUCAAAAGGGCUGCAAAUCCAAACAUUCUCGGCUGACUCAUUUGAAGGAAAUUCGGGGUUAUGUGGUUUCCCUCUCGACAAAAGAAGUAAUACUAAUGUAUCGCCGCCAGCGGGAUAUGAUGACAAUGGGGAAGAGAAGAGGGAGAUAGAGUAG
This is a messenger RNA of Salvia hispanica, 528 nucleotides long. The record is from RefSeq and is a predicted model, not a curated record. NCBI's taxonomy places the organism in Eukaryota, Viridiplantae, Streptophyta, Magnoliopsida, Lamiales, Lamiaceae.